UGGGUGGAAAAUUGUACUGUGCAUCCUCAGUCCCUCUCUGGCCUCCUCCUUCGACCUUUUGUCGAGGUCUGGGACCCUCCUGUCUCCAUUCGGCCACAUCAGUUACGUUUGAACUGAUUUUUCUGACUCGAAGGCAGAAAAUUUUGAAAUCUGACCAUCACAUGGUAGUCGCAGGUCGAAUCAUUAUCUGAGAUGGUUUCUAAUUGGACUGCGACAGUUUCUUUACGCGCUGGAUUUCAUGCACUUGGAAAUUUUUUAUAAUCAGCGCGGUUUCGCUGGCUUCCGUCUUCGUUGGUUCAUAAUCUGGAUGAAAUGUGGCUGUUGAGAACUCUCGAAUUCGAGUUGAAUUGGACGGGAUGAAUAUUUGGUUCGUUGAUUUGAAGUGGACAGUGCCCUCUGUGUGGGAGUCAAGACGGUUCGGGCAGGUUGCCUCUGGCUGUGUAAGCAUUGCAACCAGCUAUAUUUGUUUGGGUGGAGUCUGGGUGGUUGGAGCGAAGAAUCUAGCUACAUUCGGAUUUCACUCCAAUUCAAAAGCAGGGAAUCGUUUGAGGACACCAGGCGCUUUUGCUUGUGCAUACCAUGGUUACCGUGGAAGACAAUUAUAGAAGUGAGUAGGAAAUUUUAUCAGGCCGUUCAGUUAUGGGAGCACUCACAGCAGCAGAAAAGGAGUCAGAAGCUCGAGAGGCUCGGGCUGCUUCCAACCAGGCCCGAUUACAGAAGAUUGUUCUUAGUUGGGAUUUUUACCGGCUCCUAGCGUUGGCGAAGAUAAAGAAUAAGAGGGGCAAGAGAGGGGACAAGGAUGAGGAAGAAGAGACUCCUGAGGGUGCCUUAAAACUGAGAGCUGUACCCGAUAAGUUUAAGGAUUUAGAGGAGUAUCUCUCUGUCUUUGAAGCUCUGCUUCUAGAGGAAUGUCGUGCACAGAUUAUAAGGGGAGAAGAAGAAGGAGGUGGGACACAGUGCCACAUGGUUGGUCUUGCAACUUGGGAGAAGGCAAAUGAGUUCUACUUUAUGAGGUUAGCAGUUCCCGCCGAUGCGGUGGAGGAAUUCAUGGAGAAUGACUUGUUGCUAUUAAGCAGAGAAAAGCCUCUUGGGGGUGCAAGACUUCCAACUACAUAUGCAUUUGGAGCUGUUGAGGGAAGAGAAGGUGCUCAAACUCUUAGAGUGCGCAUGCACCUGGAUUCAGAGACCAGCGAAAAAGAUGGACUUACUCUUACUCCAACUGCUGCCGCUCUGCGUUUGAGACAAGCUUUGCAGGGACCUACGUCGGCAUGGUAUAUCAUGAAGCUGUGCAAUAUGUCCACCAUUUUGAGGGAAUACACUGCCCUUCGAUCGGUCGGUUCUCUCCCAUUUGUAGACGUCAUUCUUUCAGCAGCAGAUGCGUCAAAAGAUGCAGCUAAGAAGAAGAAGACUCAAGCAACUCAGCCGGCAGACCUCGGUCAUUGGAACAUUCCCCAGCCUCUGAAAGAAUAUUUACAAGGCGGCCACAAUUCAUCUCAAAUGCAAGCUAUACAGGCUGGAUUGACACGCAAGCCUUUGGUGCUUAUUCAGGGACCCCCAGGAACCGGCAAAACGCAAACUAUUCUUGGUCUUCUUAGUGUCAUCCUGCACUCAACUCCAGCAAAACUCCCUGCGAAGUAUGGCGAAGUUAAUAUUGAAAGAAGGACAGAGCUUACUUAUGAGGAGAAGAUGUUGAAUUGGAUGAAGGCAUCACCGUGGCAUGGUAACGGAAUAAAUCCACGUGACUUAAUCAUGCCAGAGGAUGGCGAUGACGGCUACUUCAGUGCUUCACACAAUGCUUUUAGACCAGAAAAGGUGGGAGCGAAACAGAAACUCCAUGCUCAUGUUCUCGUUUGUGCUCCUUCCAACUCGGCUCUGGAUGAGAUUGUCUUGCGACUGUUGCGUACAGGUCUAAGAGAUGAAAAAGGAAUGAUGUACACUCCAAACAUCGUUCGCGUGGGACUGAAUGCCCACCACUCUGUACAGUCCGUCUCUAUGGACACUCUGGUUCAACACCGGCUCAGCAGUACAGAAAGAUCAGCUGUAUCGGCGGGACCUCGUGCUACCGCUGGAAUGGAGCGCGACCGCAUCAGGAUACAGAUCCUGGAUGAAGCGGCAAUUGUGUGCUCUACAUUGAGUUUCAGUGGAGCUGGUGUCUUCAAACGGAUGAACCGAGGGUUUGAUGUUGUAGUUAUUGAUGAAGCAGCGCAAGCUGUGGAACCGUCAACAAUGGUUCCUCUUAUGCAUGGUUGCCGACAAGCUUUCCUGGUUGGGGAUCCCAUUCAGUUGCCAGCAACUGUGCUUUCUACGAACGCUGUACAGCAUGGAUAUGGAAUGAGUUUGUUCAAGCGUUUUCAACAAGCUGGUUAUCCAGUACAAAUGCUGAACACUCAGUACCGCAUGCAUCCUCAAAUUCGUGAAUUUCCGUCUAAGGAGUUUUAUCACGAAGCUCUAGUGGAUGGAGAUGAAGUUGAGCUACAAACUACUCGGCCUUGGCAUGAGCAUCGCUGUUUUGGUCCCUUCGCCUUCUUAGAUAUUGCUGGACAAGAGAGUCAACCUCCGGGAAGUGGAUCAUGGGUUAACCAAGAUGAAGCAGAUUUUGUCCUAGUCCUGUAUAAAUGUUUGGUGGGAAUGUAUCCAUCGCUGAAAGAUGGACCACAUUUAGCCGUCAUUUCCCCCUACAAACAACAAGUUAAGCUCAUAAGAGAGCUUUUCCGGGAUGCGAUCGGUGUAGAGGCCACGAAGCUUAUCGACAUCAAUACUGUAGAUGGAUUUCAGGGAAGGGAAAAAGAUAUUGCCAUAUUUUCAUGCGUGCGUGCAAAUCCCAAAGGCGGAAUUGGGUUCGUGUCUGAUUACCGUCGAAUGAACGUGGGCUUGACACGAGCACGAGCUUCUAUGCUGGUGGUGGGUUGUUCUGCUGCCUUGAAACAAGAUAAGCACUGGAACAAUCUGAUAACAAGUGCUGAGGAGCGCCGUCGACUUCUGAAGGUCUCGAAACCUUAUCACUCGCUUUUUAGUGAUCAGAGCCUGGAAGCCAUGAAGAAACUCGACGAAGAGGAAUCCCAGUUACGACUCCUGCUUGCUGAAAAGAAAGCUGCAGAGAAGCUUGUGGAACCUCCGAAGUCUGCAGAUGUGGAAAUGGAUAAUAAUGACGAUUAUCCAGAAGAGGAAGAGGCCGAAGAAAUUGGAGUAAAUUUUGGAGACUUCGAUGAAGAAGUUGAGGACAUUUGAGGACCACAAAUGAAGAUAACCAAUUCUACCUGAUCACUGAGGAUCUGUGUCGAAGCUGGUGGCCGCUCACUUGAAGGAAAUGGAAAUGCCAUCGCCUUAAACGAUAGAAAUGUACACGGAGGUGUCCUCACAAGAAACAAGUCAACAGACUGCUCACCAUCCAUCCCUAAGCUCUUCUGGAUCACGGCAUGGGAAUUACCAGUGCCAUUUGUUAUGUAUUCCCUAGCUGAAGAUGUUCGGGGUUGGUUUGGCAAGUUUAUGGGAAGAAUGCCCAUGACAGUGCACGAGAGCAGCAAAAUAAAUUAACUGCAGAAUGUAAUUUGUAGACUAGAAAUUUUUUGUUGGGAUAUGGCGGCAUCAUCGAGAUACACUGACCAUUUUCAGUGGCCUGUAGUGUCGGAUCGAUAUUCUGAAUUUUUUAGUCAUUCUUCGAGACGUGAAAGUUUUCCGGAAAUGGAAUGUACAAUUGUAGGCUCAAGUGUAUCCGAAUACGAUUCAAGCGUUAUUUUGAUGAUUUACAUCAAUAAAAUUGUGGGCUUUCACGCGCGUUUUCAGUUGAAAGAUGUGUAGCAAAUGACCGGCAACCGAUACUCUUCGUCGCUAGUAAUAUUGCCCGGCCUUAAUCCAAAGCCCAAAGGAGC
Messenger RNA from Marchantia polymorpha subsp. ruderalis, 3869 nucleotides. The record is from the annotation of a GenBank genome assembly. Lineage: Eukaryota; Viridiplantae; Streptophyta; Marchantiopsida; Marchantiales; Marchantiaceae.